CAUCGUUGAUUCCUGCUGAAUCAGACGGAAUCACAAAUCAGUGAAUUGCCCCGUGUAAGAAAAAUAUAGCGAGGAUUGUGAAUUUUUAUUUUUAUUUAGUAAUUUUUCUGGGUAAAAAAAUAUCCUGUGCGUCCCCGCCCUGUCCGUGCGCAUUCUCAGGGAGUUCCCCGAGAGUCUCUGUGGAGAGAUUUGCCUGCUCUGGUGCCCGGAAAGUCGGCAUAAGUUGGGAAAAAUGUCAGGCGAUUCCGAUGAGAAUGAAAUGGACUCAUACUCCGACAACGAGGACGAUGAUUACUACAACACAGGCAUCGAGGAUGGAGAUGUGGAGCCAUUUGAUCCGCACAAGUACGACCCAGAAUUCUUCGAAUAUGAAUGCUGUACCGUGGAUGAGGUGAAGAAGCUCCUCAACGAUGCCGUGGAGAAGCUGGCUGAGCUGCUGAAGCUCUCACCCUCCUUGGCCAAGAUCCUCCUGCAUGAGAAUGAAUGGUGCGUGGAUGGCAUCGUCAGCAAGUAUCGUGAUAAUCCAGUUAACCUCCUGGUGAGCACGCGGAUUAAUCCAGUCAACACCAUGGUGGGCCCCUACCGGUCAUCCCGCAUGUGCACCGUAUGCGUGAUGUACCACAGUGUUGAGCGCUUCUUCAGCUUGUCCUGCAGCGACUCCUUCUGCCGCGACUGCUGGGCCACGCACUUUGAGACGCAAAUAAACCAAGGAAUAUCCACAGCUAUCGGCUGCAUGGAGCCCAAGUGCAACAAUCGCGUACCCGAGGAUAUGGUGCUGAAGCUCCUCCGGUCCUCCCAUAUGCGAGAAAAGUAUCUGCAAUUUGCGUUCUACGACUACGUCAAGUCACAUCCUGAACUGCGAUUCUGUCCAGGACCCAAUUGUCAGAUAAUAAUUCGCAGUCAGGAUCUGAGUCCGAAGAAGGCUUUCUGCCGCAUGUGCAAGUCGACGUUCUGCUUCAAGUGCGGCAUGGAGUACCACGCGCCGACGGAUUGCCAGGUGAUAAAGAAGUGGCUGACAAAGUGUGCGGACGACAGUGAGACGGCAAACUACAUUAGCGCCCACACAAAAGACUGCCCCAAAUGCCAUAUUUGCAUUGAGAAGAAUGGGGGGUGUAAUCACAUGCAGUGCUUCCACUGCAAGCACGACUUCUGCUGGAUGUGCCUGGGCGAUUGGAAGUCACACGGGUCCGAAUACUACGAGUGCUCGCGGUACAAGGAGAACCCCAAUAUUGCCCAUGAGUCGGUGCACGCGCAGGCGCGGGAGGCACUCAAAAAGUACCUGCACUACUAUGAGCGCUGGGAGAAUCACUCCAAGUCCCUCCAGCUGGAGCAGCAGACACUCGAUCGGCUCAGAGAUCGGAUAAAUGAGAAGGUCAUGAAGGGCUUGGGCACCUGGAUUGACUGGCAAUAUCUCUUCAAUGCUGCCGCCUUACUAGCUAAAUGUCGAUAUACACUGCAGUACACCUACCCCUAUGCCUACUACAUGGAGGCUGGUUCACGAAAGGAUCUCUUUGAAUAUCAGCAGGCAAAUUUGGAGGCUGAAAUUGAGAACUUAUCGUGGAAGGUGGAACGUGCCGAGACAACGGAUAGGGGUGAUUUGGAGAACCAGAUGGAUAUUGCGGAGAAGAGGCGCACCAUACUCCUCAAAGACUUUUUCCCAACAGAUGUAUAACAUUACUCAACUCCUCAACAUUCAGUCGUGUUAAUAAUUUCAACAUAUAGUUACAACAAAGAUGCUAAAUUAUCGUAUCUCGUAAGAAGACUCUUCUUAGUUGGUAAGUCCAAGAAAAAACAAAACAUUUUACUGUAUGCAAACAAAAUGAAAUUUCAUUAAAAAUGGAGCAAAUUUUGCACCAAAAAUUGCACGGGGUUGGAUGUUCUUCCCGAGAGAGAGAGAGAGACGUUACACGGUGAUUAGGAGAAAAAAAUGGAAAAUUAAUUAACUCUUAGACAGAUUGAUUGAAACACACAUUAUUGUCCAAAAAAGAAAAUAAAAGAAAUCAAUUCCAUGUCACACGAAAAGGAGAAAAUCACGUCAUUUUUUUUAGUGGUAAUUAAUUAAAAGAGAGUUAUAUACAAACACAUUUACUUGACGAGAGAGACAGUAAUUAUCAUAUAAUUAAUUUAUUAUUGAAGAAUGAAUAUUGCGACUAAGUAAGAUUUUCCAAAACACGCAUUAUUCCUCGAAAUUCGUCAUUUUCAUUUGAGAAAAUAAAUUAUUGAAAAAAAAAUAUUCAAAGCACGAAAAAUUUAAUUCGAAACGAUUUAUGAAAUGAAGAAAAAAAAUUAUACAAAACCCCUUUUAGUCUGCUGCAUUAUGGCGGUCUAACGAAUUCUUGCAUUAAAGCAUAUGCUCUAUACGUCCAAUUAAUGGAAGUUUUCUCAGAAAUAUAAAAAAAAUUUGUAAUUAAAUAAACAUAAAUUGGCUACUAAAGUCUUUUCCAGAACAUUCACGGAGAUUCAUUUAUUAAAAACAAAAAGAAAUGAUUGUAUAAAGAAAUAUUGCCAAAAAAGCAUAUGCCCGCCCUAACCAAACUUUUUUCAAAUGCAUAAAAAAAACUCCACCAAUUUUUUCCUAAAUAAAAUACUCCUUUAAAAAAAAAGUAAUUAAAUCGCCAAGACGAUGAAAAGAUUAAGGAAAAAAAAAACGAAAAAUAAAAUAAAUAAACUGUGAAUGGCAUAAUGCAGAGAGAAAGCAACCGAAUAGAGACAACACACUGAUUAAGAGAAAAUUUAGCUAAAUGAGAGCGAGAGAAAAAACUUUAAAUGUUUAGUCAGAGAUUUUAAUACUUUUAUUAUUGAAAAUACAAAUUACAGUUGUAAUUUCAAUAAAAAGGAAUAAAUUUAAGAAUUCUCGAACCAGA
Molecule: messenger RNA, 2864 nt
Organism: Lutzomyia longipalpis
Lineage: Eukaryota; Metazoa; Arthropoda; Insecta; Diptera; Psychodidae
Gene: ari-2
Product: potential E3 ubiquitin-protein ligase ariadne-2
Exons: 5
Coding region: 233-1672 (479 amino acids)
Biological process (GO): protein polyubiquitination; positive regulation of proteasomal ubiquitin-dependent protein catabolic process; ubiquitin-dependent protein catabolic process
Cellular component (GO): cytoplasm; ubiquitin ligase complex
Molecular function (GO): ubiquitin protein ligase activity; zinc ion binding; ubiquitin conjugating enzyme binding
Source: RefSeq, a predicted model, not a curated record